AUGAAACAAUUUACUUUGUUUUACAGGAAACGUAAACCCCUGGUGUUCAUUGCGUAUAAACAGUUGUAUUUUCAUUACAAGAUUGAUCAAAGUACAAGUGAACCUUCUGCCUUCAAAAGUGAUCAAGGCCAUAUGAAAAACACAGAAGAAGAAUUUAUCACAUUGCCUAUCAAAAUAGGUGUAACUGUCGGCAUUUUCCUUCUCAACACUGGUGUUGUCUUUAAAGCCAUCGAGCUGUGCCAAGAAAGCUUGAUUUUACUACACAAUGGGGAUUUAAGCGCGGACAGUCCAGUUGCGAAAUCAUUUGAAGAACGCAUCUUUACCUCAGUGAUAAGGGUAUGCAAUUCACCAGGUUUUAGCAGAUACCUCAGGGAAUUUUCAUAUCAUCACCCUGAAGAGGGAAAGGAACUUUAUAAAGUAGCCAUAAAAGUGAUGAAAAUGACCGGAAGCAGCCAAGGAGAAGCAGAGUAUUGUAGAGGACUAGGAGUGCUUCUGUGUUUCUUAGGAGAAUACAACAAAGGAAAAGAAUAUUUGAAGAUGGCACUUGCUAUUAGCAUAAAAUUUGGUGACAAGAGUUCCAUAGCUGCAAAUUACAUAGACCAAGGAGCAGUGCUCAUAUCGCUUGGCAAAUACGACACGACCCGAGAAUGCCUUGAGAAAGCUCUCGCUAUCCAAAUAGAAAUUGGCGACAGACAUGGAGAGGCCCAAGAAUACCUGGAGAGAGCUCUCGCUAUUGACAUAGAAAUUGGCGACAGAAAUGGAGAGGCAACAACUUACGGGAAACUCGGAACAGUGUUCAUAUCGCUUGGAAAAUACGACAAGGCCCAAGAAUACCUGGAGAGAGCUCUCGCUAUCCAAAUAGAAGUUGGCGACAGAAAUAAAGAGGCAAACACCUACGGGGACCUCGGAACAGUGUUCGAAUGUCUUGGGAAAUAUGGCAGGGCUCGACAAUACUUGGAGAAAGGACUCGCUAUCAAAAUAGAAAUUGGCGACAGAGAUGGAGAGGCAGUAAUGUACAGAAUCCUCGGAACACUGUUCAAAUCGCUUAGCAAAUAUGAAAAAGCCCGAGAAUACCUAGAGAAAGCUCUUGCGAUUAAAAUAGAAAUUGGCCACAGAGAUGGAGAGGCAGCAUGCUACGCAAACCUCGGAAAAAUUGGCGACAGAUUUGGAGAGGCAACAACUUACGGGAACCUCGGAACAUUGUUCUUAUCGCUCGGGAAAUAUGUUGGGGCGCGACAAUACCUGGAGAAAGCUCUCACAAUCAUAACAGAUAUUGGCGACAAAAAUGGAGAGGCAACAAGCUACGUGAAUCUUGGAAUUGUAUUCCAGUCGCUUGGCAAUUAUGACGAGGCUCGAGAAUACCUGGAGAAAGCGCUACGUAUUUUCAGGAGAAUUGGUGAAAGAAAAGGAGAGGCAGACACUUUUGGACGCCUUGCAUCUUUGUUUCUGUCCCUCGGUAAAUAUUCAAAGGCAGACGAUUUUCUAGAGAGAGCGAUCGCAAUUUGGAGGGAAAUUGGUGACAGAGAAGGACAAGCAGAACAUUUCGUAAACUUUGGGGCAAUUUGUCACAAGCGUGGUGAGUACGACGAUGCUCUAGAAUAUCAGAAGAAAGCCCUUGAAAUUCACAUGGAAAUUGGUACGAAAGAAGGUGUUGUUAUUAGUUACAGAGAUAUAGGAUUGUGUUUCCAAUCGCUCGGUAAAUAUGACAUGGCCGAGGAAUACCUCAAGAAAGCUCUCUUAUUAAGCAAGGAUAUUGGACAAAGUUUUCUUGAGUUUCAAUGCCUUCGUGCUCUAACGGUGUUGAAGGUAUCACAAGAUGAUCUUAACGAAGCCUCUUCGUUUAUUUUCCAAACCAUUAAAAUGUUCGACACUUUGAGAGGAUUUCUUAAAGACAACGAUCAGUUUAAAACAUCACUUUUGGAGGAGCACGGCGCCUUUCCCUACAAGUUGCUCAGUAGCUUGCUUUCUUCCACGGCAAAGCCACACGUCGCCCUCUAUGCCGAGGAGCUGAGACGGGCGAGGGGCUUGGCCGACUUGAUGGCAGCUCGGUACUCUGUUGUAAAGCAGGUCUCAGGCGAUCCAAAAUCAUGGUAUGGGAUUCAAAACAUUGUCGCAAAGGAAACUGACUGUGCAUGCCUCUACAUUUCUGUUGGAGAAAAGCAUAUGCGCUACUGGAUUCUCAAAGCAACAGGGGCUAUUAUUUUUUCAGAUGAGGAAGUGAGCCUGGACAGAAACGUGGUGACCGGAUUAGUCCCUGACUUGGAUGAGUUUUUUACGAAAAGCUUUCGUGGCCUUGGCAUUUUACCCGAACAGAAUUGUAUCAAAAAGAAUCUUCACUUGUGUCACAAGAUGAUCAUCGCCCCUGUGGCUGCUUUACUGAAUGAGCCCGAAAUUAUCAUUAUCCCUGAUUCCUGUAUGUACCAGGUACCAUUUUCGGCUUUAACUGACGAUGGAGGAAAUUUCGUAUCAGACACAUUCAGGUUACGCAUCGUUCCCUCUUUGACGACUCUCAAGCAUAUCCAGGACAGUCCCCCAUACUAUCACAGUCAAACAGGUGCAUUGAUAGUCGGUGACCCUCAGGUUGGAGAGGUGAUUUACAAGGGAAGACGCAUGACUAUAACACGGUUGCCAUGUGCAAGAAAGGAAGCAGAGAUGAUUGGAAGACUUCUUGGUGUCACACCUUUGAUUGGAGAUCGCGCGACAAAGCAGGCUGUACUUCAAGCAAUACAUUCAGUGAGUCUGAUCCAUUUAGCAGCCCAUGGUAGUGCUGAAAGAGGAGAGAUUGCCCUUUCCCCAGAGUGUCCCGCUGGCUAUGUUCCACGAGAAGAAGCCUACCUCUUGACGAUGGAGGACAUUUCACGAAUUAAGCUUCGAGCUAAACUGGUGGUACUAAGCUGUUGUCACAGUGCAUGUGGACAGAUUAAAGCCGAGGGAGUCAUUGGAAUCGCUCGAGCGUUCUUAGGAUCCGGUGCUCGCUCAGUCUUGGCGGCACGGUGGCUCUUAUAUGACACAGCCACAGAGAAGUUCAUGACUUGUUUCUAUGAGCACUUAUUCCGCGGUGAAAGCGCCAGUGAAUCCCUUCACGAAGCCAGGAAAUGGAUGAGAAACAAUGACUUUGUAAAAGCCUCCGAGUGGGCUUCUUUUAUGCUGAUUGGCGACAACGUGACAUUUGAUUUUGCAAAUUGGCCUGUGUCUACUACAACCAAAUAG
Messenger RNA from Pocillopora verrucosa, 3210 nucleotides. Lineage: Eukaryota; Metazoa; Cnidaria; Anthozoa; Scleractinia; Pocilloporidae. The record is from RefSeq and is a predicted model, not a curated record.